Molecule: messenger RNA, 3090 nt
Organism: Enhydra lutris kenyoni (northern sea otter)
Lineage: Eukaryota; Metazoa; Chordata; Mammalia; Carnivora; Mustelidae
Product: regulator of chromosome condensation 2
Exons: 13
Coding region: 108-1673 (521 amino acids)
Source: RefSeq, a predicted model, not a curated record
GACUGUGCGAGCAGGUGUUUGGGGCUGAGGGCCGGCUUCAUUCGCCCCCCUUUCGACGGGGGCAGCCCACCCCGAGGGACUAGGCUGAUUAGAGCCAGAGCGCGACCAUGCCCAGGAAGAAGGCGGCGGCGGCGGCCUGGGAGGAGCCGAGCUCGGGCAACGGCACGGCCCGCGCCGGGCCCAGGAAGCGCGGCGGCCCGGCGGGCAGGAAGCGCGAGCGGCCCGAGCGCUGCAGUAGCAGCAGCGGCGGCGGCAGCAGCGGCGAUGAGGAUGGCCUGGAGCUCGACGGGGCCCCCGGUGGGGGCAAGCGCGCGGCGCGGCCGGCGGCGACCAAGGCGGGCGGCGCAGCCGUGAUCAUCACCGAGCCCGAGCACACCAAGGAGCGCGUCAAACUUGAAGGGUCUAAGUGCAAAGGCCAGCUUUUGAUUUUUGGGGCAACCAACUGGGACUUGAUUGGUCGAAAAGAAGUGCCUAAACAGCAAGCUGCCUACCGCAAUCUCGGUCAGAAUUUGUGGGGGCCCCAUAGAUAUGGCUGCCUGUCGGGGGUCCGGGUGCGGACCGUGGUCUCGGGUUCGUGCGCUGCCCACAGCCUCCUCAUCACCACGGAAGGAAAGCUGUGGAGCUGGGGUCGCAACGAGAAGGGGCAGCUGGGACAUGGUGACACCAAGAGGGUAGAAGCCCCCAAACUCAUUGAGGGUCUGAGCCAUGAAGUGAUCGUGUCUGCAGCAUGUGGACGGAACCACACCUUGGCGUUGACGGAGACGGGCUCCGUGCUUGCGUUUGGAGAGAACAAGAUGGGGCAGCUCGGCCUCGGCAACCAGACAGACGCUGUCCCGAGCCCCGCACAGAUCAUGUACAACGGUCAACCAAUUACCAAAAUGGCCUGUGGGGCAGAAUUCAGUAUGAUAAUGGACUGCAAAGGGAACCUCUAUUCCUUUGGGUGCCCUGAAUAUGGUCAGCUGGGACACAACUCGGACGGAAAGUUCAUCGCCAGGGCGCAGCGGAUAGAGUAUGACUGCGAGCUGGUACCCCGGCGAGUGGCCAUCUUCAUCGAGAAGACAAAAGAUGGGCAGAUUUUGCCAGUCCCCAAUGUGGUUGUACGGGAUGUGGCCUGCGGCGCUAACCACACGCUGGUCCUGGACUCUCAGAAGCGCGUCUUCUCCUGGGGCUUUGGUGGCUACGGCCGCCUGGGCCACGCCGAGCAGAAGGACGAGAUGGUCCCUCGCCUGGUGAAGCUGUUCGACUUCCCCGGGCGUGGGGCGUCCCAGAUCUACGCUGGCUACACCUGCUCCUUCGCUGUCAGUGAAGUGGGUGGGCUGUUCUUCUGGGGGGCCACCAACACGUCCCGCGAAUCCACCAUGUACCCAAAGGCCGUGCAGGACCUCUGUGGCUGGCGAAUCCGGAGCCUGGCUUGUGGGAAGAGCAGCAUCAUCGUGGCCGCCGACGAGAGCACCAUCAGCUGGGGCCCGUCGCCCACCUUUGGGGAGCUGGGCUACGGGGACCACAAGCCCAAGUCCUCCACCGCGGCUCAGGAGGUGAAGACGCUGGACGGCAUUUUCACUGAGCAGGUGGCCAUGGGCUACGCACACUCCCUGGUGAUCGCUCGAGAUGAAAGCGAGACCGAGAAAGAGAAGAUCAGAAAACUGCCCGAGUACAACCCCCGGACCCUCUGAUUCUCCCGAAGCCCUGCAGCCCCACACCUCCCGCGGCAGCUGUCAGUUCCACGUGCACUGGGACCGGACGUCCAACGAGGAAUUGAAAGAAAGCAAGAGUUGACCGAAGGUGCAUUUUUGUUAGACUCCCUGAGGUUCCGUUUUAUAAGUGAUUUCAACGUCAACUACCUUUUCUGUAUGCUUUCCAAAGUGUUUUUUUUUUUCUUCUAAUGUUUAAUUAAAAUAUUUGCUCAUAGUUGACUUACCAUUCCUACAAAAGAGGCAGAAACUCUGAGCAACCUAGGUUUUUUUUUGUUUGUUUUUUUUUCCCCCAAGUGGUUUUUUUCUUCCUGCUCCUAAACACGUUUCUCAGAACACCCCUUUCCAGUCGUAACUAGCAUGUGAUCCGAGCGGGUGCUCCCUGGGAGAGGAGUACCCGUUGACGCAGAAAGAAAGGUCCCUUCUGGGAGCCAGCAGCGGCUGGACAGAGACAGUGCUGGUGGUGGAUCUCCAUCCAAAAAUCACGCCCGCCUGCUUCGGAAGCAUCUGGGUCACUUUCUUUCUCGCUUUUUCCUGUAGACCAGCCGAGGCCGUUUCUCUCCUUGGCUGCAACAUUAUUAGAAAUCUGCCAUUUCCCCCCUGGUGGGGGCUCUGGGGUCUGUGUUUAGCCAUUUUUUAUAUACUUUAGCUAUAAACGUCCAAAUGAAAAUCAGGUGAUUGUGGACCCAGUGGGACUUGGGUGGGCAGACGAAGGGACAGCAUGUCUAGUUCACGGGCGGCUCUGAGGUUUCUCGGGACGAGCUGGAGCCGUCUGGCCAGCACUCGCCAUUAGAAAUUGAUCAGCCAGCAGUUUAAAAAAAAAAAAAAAGUGCAUUCUGGAGUCCUUGCAAGGAAGGAUCAGCCCUUUCCGUACCAGCCUUGAUCACCUCUGUGCUUCUGUCUCUAUCCUCCGCCGGAUCCUGCUGGAACGGGCCCAGUCUCUGAGACGCGGGGUCCUGUUCUGCUAACCCAGCUCUCUGGUCGCCUUGCUUGGCUGUGGUACCAAAUAGUUGGGAUUCCUGAAAAGUCCCCCUUCCCCGCGUAUCAGCGCGGAUCUGUGACUGCCACCCCACUUCCCGCCACGCGCCCUCUGCCCGAGCUCGUCACCGACGGUGCGCUGCUCUGCGUGAGUUACGAGGUGCCUUUCCCGGACCCCUCCGCUCACUUGGACCCAGGAGAGGCGACAGCUCUGGCUGGGGCUCUUGGUUUCGAGAGGGUCAGGACGGGUUUGGGUGCUUUAAAAUAGAUUUUUUUAGUUCCGUGGUGCUUCUGGGGGAGAGGGGGUUCGGACUUGGUGGGACACGUGGGGGGAUGGGAGAGUUGAAUAUGGGUCUUUUUAUUCUUUGCUUUGCUAUUGUUACCACUUGUCAUUGUCUCGAUGUUAAAAUGCCAAAAAUGA